Molecule: messenger RNA, 1496 nt
Organism: Sinocyclocheilus grahami
Lineage: Eukaryota; Metazoa; Chordata; Actinopteri; Cypriniformes; Cyprinidae
Gene: drc5
Product: t-complex-associated-testis-expressed 1
Exons: 5
Coding region: 83-1432 (449 amino acids)
Molecular function (GO): protein binding
Source: RefSeq, a predicted model, not a curated record
UGAUCAGCAGCGAGUGACGCACGGCACGUCUCUGUUACCAUGACAACAACAAACUUCACGGAGACGCUGAAACUUUAGCUGCAUGUCUCGGAGUCAGUCUUCACGGAGAACCGGGAGCAUGAGGCCGGUAAACGCCGCCGCUAACGGGCGGAAAAUGCGCAGCAUCAUCGCGGAGGAUCCCGAGUGGUCGCUGGAGCUGGUUCCUCUGCUAACAACACUCUGUCUACAGCAUAUUAUAAAACAUUUUAGAGAGAAACCCAUUCUGGAUGAACUUACGCCCAACUACAAAGCGUAUGUGCUCCAGCGGCUACCAACAUCUCUUCCCUUGACCAUCACUGCAAACCUCAUCAGUGAUGAGAGCUACUGGAAACGCUGCUGUGAAGGUCGCUGGGCUGUCAGUGACGUCUCCACAUACGACAACAGCUGGAAACGCAUGUUCUUCGAGCGUCACCUAGAGAACAUCAUUGAAUUCUUCAUCCCGGAUGCAACCGACACCAAGACAGUCCUGGAUGCGGUGCCACUGUGUCGAAACUAUGUAAAGCGACUGAAAGUCUCUCAGCUGCUGCCACCCAUCAAAGAGUCACCCAGGUAUGACGAGGAUGACCGUUCAGAUUGUGCCAGUGAUACGGGCAGUGAAGGACCCUCCAUGGAUCACUUCGAUUUCCGCAUUCUGCUCGACAAACUGCCGAAUCUGGAAGAGCUCAACGUGGUGUAUGGAGUGAAAGGAUGCGGCAUGAACUUUGAGUGGAAUUUGUUUGAGUUCACCUUCAGAGACUGCGAAUUCCUGGCAAAAGCCCUACAUUCCUGCAAGACUUUACAGGUCUUCAGGAUCCAUCGCAGUAAGGUGGACGAUGAGAAGUGUUGUCUGCUCGUGAGCCAACUGCUGGAUCACCCGUCCCUACAGGAGCUCGACUUUUCACAUAAUCACAUCGGCGACCGCGGAGCCCGAGCCAUCGGAAAACUCCUGAACCGCAGUCAGCUGAAGAGACUGGUCAUCUGCAACAACCAGAUCAGAGGUCCAGGAGCUCAAGCACUGGCUCAUGCUUUGUCCAAAAACACCACCCUGAGGUCCCUCAACCUGAGGCUCAACCGCAUCGUAGAUGAAGGGGGUCAAGCUCUGGCUCAGGCUCUGGUGAAGAACAAGACCCUGGUGAACCUUCAUCUGGGGGGAAAUAACAUGACCGAACCCACAGCCAUGGCGCUGUCUCAGGCCCUGGUGGAGAACCGUACCCUCAAGAACCUAAACCUGUCCAACAACAGACUGGGAGUUGACGGAGGUAAGAUUCUGGAGGAAGGGAUGUCCCACAACAGCAGUCUGGUGGAGUGUGACAUUCGGCUGACCAAUGUGGCUCAGGACAGUGAGUACUGCAUCACUCAGGCUCUACGGGCCAAUCAGAGCCAGGCUGCACGCAAAAAUCAAACACAAAUGUGAUCCCAGUGCCAAAGUCUGAGGCCGGACAUGCUGUGCCUGUCAGAGAAUAAUUACUGGCCAAUGA